This is a messenger RNA of Astrephomene gubernaculifera, 1312 nucleotides long. Lineage: Eukaryota; Viridiplantae; Chlorophyta; Chlorophyceae; Chlamydomonadales; Astrephomenaceae. The record is from the annotation of a GenBank genome assembly.
CUUGCUACACGUUGGUAUCCGUUAGGUUGUUGUCGCGGUAAGGCCAGCAGCGUAGUUUAAUAGGGCCGACGCCAAUGGCUUCGGUAUUGCCUUCCUUACUCAAUACACACAAUGGCCAGGGAAUGCAGGAAAACAUAUGAAGUUGAGGCUCUGUGUAAAGCAGCCGAGACUAUUGCUUCUAGCGGACUGAAACUUACUGCCAAGCUACUGUAUGAUGAAGUGUGCUCCGACACGCGCUUGAAGGGCUUGAAUUAUAAACGUGUUCUCAACUUUUUGCAAUACAACAAAGCCGUGCAAAAGUAUAUCCGGCCUAGGCCCAACGCUACCACUCAGCCUUCGAAGAAGCGUGCUAAGUGGACUCCGGACGAUGAAGCAGCGUUUCAGGAAGCAGUGCUCACGCUACAAUCCACCAACAGAAAUGUAACAGCGGGCGCUGUCGUAAAGGAGUUGAAUGGAAGUGCUGCCACGUACAGACAAGUGCACUACCGAGUUGGGCAGUUGGCGAAAACUCAGCGUCAUCUAUGUUCAUCAGAGGAUAAUGUAAACGUCAGCAACAAUAGCGGUGUGGAGGAUGGCGACAUUGGUCGAGGCGCACCCCUACUCGCGCAACCAGGCGCUGCUGCACUGGUGUUGCGAGCGCGGGAUGCACCUCACCGCCUACUCGCCGCUGGGCUCCCCGGACAGCGCGGCGCUCACCAAGCGGGCGGAGGACGCGCCCAGCCCGCUGAGGGAGCCGGCGGUGGCGGAGGUGGCGGCGGCGCUGGGGAAGAGCCCGGCGCAGAUUCUGAUCCGCUGGGCGGUGCAGCGGGGCACCAGCGUGCUGCCCAAGUCCGUCAAGCCCGAGCGCAUCCGCUCCAAUUUGGACGUGUUUGAUUGGGAAAUCCCGGCGGAUAUGUACGACAAGCUCUCGAAGCUGCCGUACCAGCAGCGGAUGGUGGACGGCAGCUUCUGGAUCAAUCCUGCGGGACCGUACAAGACGCUGCAAGACCUUUGGGACGAGUAAGAGGUGGGGCAGAGGAGGGGAGGCUCCUCUUUCUGCAUCCUAUGAUGAGCUGUUUGUUCAGUUGUGUUGGUGAAGUGUUUUGGGGUUGGCUUUGGGGUAUGGUUGGCUAUGGGGUUGCAGAGGAUAGGAAUGGAGUAGACCGUUGACAAUCGUUAAGAUCCAUUAUUGCUACGUUGCAAGCAGCGCUGCAGGAUAGACCUCCGCAGGAAGUGGGACUUGAAGGCCCAUGUGGGUAGCCGAAGUGUAGUUACGGAGUCAAGGAGGGGUUUCAGAGCGGCGCCUCAUCCGCAUGUAAAGAUCUAAGCAGCA